Molecule: messenger RNA, 2589 nt
Organism: Larimichthys crocea (large yellow croaker)
Lineage: Eukaryota; Metazoa; Chordata; Actinopteri; Sciaenidae
Gene: tap2t
Product: transporter associated with antigen processing, subunit type t, teleost specific
Exons: 12
Coding region: 174-2276 (700 amino acids)
Biological process (GO): transmembrane transport
Cellular component (GO): membrane
Molecular function (GO): ABC-type oligopeptide transporter activity; ATP hydrolysis activity; ATP binding
Source: RefSeq, a predicted model, not a curated record
AAUAAACGGAUAAUAACUUUAAUUAAAUAAUAAAAAUGAGGACAGAUCAGUUCCCAUGUUUGCACUUUUGGUUCCAGGUGUCAGCUGACUGAAAGUGAAAGUGAAAGUACUGCAGCAGAGAAGCUAACGACCGUGGACCGGAGAGAAACCUGGAUCAGAUUCAGCAGAGGAAGAUGACGGGCGUGGUUAAAUGUGGACUCAUCGUUCUUCUCUUCGACGCCGGGCUGUGGUUCUCCCUGUGGGCCGCCCUGGUGCUGUACGAGUGCUCCACGUGUGGCGGGCUGGCGGGCGCGUGGGCCUUCGGGGCGGUGAAGUGGGCCGUCCUCCACGUGUUCACCUCCACGCUGACUGAUGGGAAGCGGCGGGCGGUGCUCUGCAGGUUGGCGGCGCUCCUCUGCCUCCUGUUCCCUGUGUUUGAGAGUGGACGGGUCCUCGUGGCGCCUCCCUCAGAACCUUACACCGGACCGUAUCCGGACCUCAGCGUGCUGCUCCUGGUGUCGGGCGCCUCGUCGCUGGCCUGCGUGGUUUGGGAGAAGGCGUGUGGUGACGGGACGCUGAUGAAGCUGCUCGUGAGGCUGCUGAAAUACUUCAAACCGGACACGCUUUAUCUCAUCGCAGCUUUCGGGUUCCUCAUCUUAGGAGUCGUCUGUGAUACCUUCAUCCCGUUGUAUCAGGGGAAUGUGAUCGACAUGCUGAGAGGUCGAGUGCUUGAUUCCAGCUUCUUUUCUGCGCUUGGACAGCUCGCACUUUUCUCUCUUGGAAGCGCUCUGUUCUCCGGCUUAAGAGGAGGCAUAUUCAUGUGCACCCUGGCCAGGCUGAACAGGAGACUGAAGCAUCUUCUGUUCCACACCCUGCUGCAGCAGGAGGUUCACUUCUUUGAGGUGAACAACUCCGGAAGUCUUUCGUCCCGCCUGCACUCGGACGUGGACAAGAUGGGCCGCACGGUGGCGCUGAACGCCAACGCGGCGGUUCGCAGCACGGUCAAAACCGUCCUCAUGCUCGGGGUGAUGUUAAACCUGUCCUGGGAGCUCACCGUGCUCACCUGCAUAGAGAUGCCACUGUUGGCCGUCUUGCAGAGCAAAUACAUCACCUGGUCCAAGGAGCUCAAAGAUCAGAUGCAGGAAUGUCACGCUCAGAACAAAGACCUGGCUUCACAGACGGUCAGCGGGAUUCGUACGGUCCGCAGCUUCAACGCGGAGAAAGAAGAAGUGAGGAGGUACAACGAGGCUCUGGACCAGAUGUGCGCCGUUAAGAGACGAUCGGGAAUCUACAGUGCGAUCUUCCUUUUGCUACGGAGGCUGGUCAGUCUGGGGAUUAAGAUCCUGAUGCUGGUGAAGGCCCGCAGUCUGAUCUCACUGGGUCAGCUCAGCAUCGGUAACCUUGUGUCCUUUUUCUUGUACCAGAAGCCGAUGUCGAACAAUUUAAGGGAGCUUUUGUAUUGCUAUGGAGAGACCAUGUCCACAGUCGGAGUCAUCUCCAAAGUGUUUAAUUAUCUGGACAGAACGCCGGAGUGUAAGACGGCCGGAGAGUUCGCUCCCGAGAAGCUGGAGGGAAAAAUAAGUUUCAGAAACGUCACCUUCACCUACCCGUCAGCUCCUCAAGAUAAGCCAGCGCUGAAGUCGGUUUCCAUGGAAGUUCAGCCAGGGAAGAUGACGGCGCUGGUCGGCCCCUCGGGCGGCGGGAAGACUUCCUGUGUCAGCCUCCUGAAGAGGCUGUACGAACCUCAGGAGGGGGAGAUCCUGCUGGACGGACAGCCGCUGCACCAGUACAGUCACAAAUACCUCCAUCAGAAGCUGGCCCUGGUAUCCCAGAAUCCUGAGCUGUUUUCUGGUUCACUGAGAUACAACAUUGAAUACGGCCUGAAGGACUGCUCCAUCGAGAGGGUGAAAGAAGCUGCGAAGAAGACCAACGCCGACGGCUUCAUCUCUCAGCUGGAGAACGCAUACGACACGGAUAUCGGCGAACGUGGCGGCAGACUGUCAGACGGACAGAAGCAGUGCAUCGCCAUCAUCAGAGCUCUGGUCCGAGAUCCGCAGGUCAUCAUUCUGGACGAGGCUACGAGCAAACUGGAUGUUCAAGUGCAGCAUACUGUGCUCCAGGAGGUUCUGUCGUGUGGUCGGACGGUCCUGGUGGUGGCUCAUCAGCUGAAGACUGUGGAGAAGGCAGAUCACAUCAUCUUCAUAGAGAAGGGAGCGGUCGUGGAGGAAGGGACCCACCAAGAACUCAUGGCCAAGAGAGGACGAUACUAUCGUUUGAAAGAGGAACUGUUCUCUUAGUAAAUAUCUGUACAUUCACUUUUGUGUGUGAACACUCCCACUGACCUGCUAACCUGUUUUUUAUCUUGUAUGGCAUGAAGUGUAGAUUAAUGAUGGUCUGCGUGUUUAAUUGCAUUAAUUAUGUUUAUGUGCAGGAAGGAUUAAACCGUUUAAAGACAGUAAAGCCAUUGACCUCAGCAACACGUCUGUCUAAAGUUUGCCAACAGGUCAUACCGACCCAGCUGACACAAAUGUUUUUAUUUGAGGAAGAUAUUGUUGGACUUUUACACUUUAUUUCUACUUUUACUGAAGUAAAAGUACUUUUCCACCACUG